AUGUUCGGCGCGCCGACGACGCCCGCGGGGGCGAGCGCGGGUGGGUUUUCAUUCGGGUCGACGCCGCAGACGACGCAGACGGUGGGCGCGGGCGCGUUCGGCGCCGCGCCCGCGACCGGGGGCGCGGGCGGUGGGUUCUCGUUCGGGUCGACGCCGCAGACGACGGGGGCGGCGACGGGGGCGAGCGGUGGGGCGUUCGGGGGCGGUGGGGGCGGAUUGUUCGGCGGCGGGGCGGCGGCGAGCGGCGGCGGCGGAUUGUUCGGAACGCCCGCGGCGUCGAGCGCGGGUGGGUUCGGGGCGGCGCCGGCGUUGACGCCGGCGGUGACUGGGGGGGCGUUCGGGAGUCCCGCGCCGGCGGCUUCGACGGGCAGCGGGUUGUUCGGGGGUCCGGCUCCGGCGGCGUCGACGAGCGGUGGUCUGUUUGGCGCUGCGCCA
Molecule: messenger RNA, 435 nt
Organism: Ostreococcus tauri
Lineage: Eukaryota; Viridiplantae; Chlorophyta; Mamiellophyceae; Mamiellales; Bathycoccaceae
Product: Nucleoporin FG repeat
Exons: 1
Source: RefSeq, a predicted model, not a curated record